AGACUUGACAUCGUGAUUAUAUAUGGUUCUUGCUGCUGGUCGAAUUAAUAAGGAUAUCAUCAUCUGCGCUGCAGAUAGUACACCACUAAGGACUGGCCAGAGUAAUGGAGGACGACUCGAGCCUGUUUAUGCAGUGGGCGAUGGACACGCUGCAGCACGAGCGACCGAUGGCCGCCGUCGUCAACGACGACUGCGGCAGCGAGGCGACCUUGUUCCCGUCGCUCCGGGCGCUCCGGGAGGCCUCGCACGCGGCCGAAAUGGUCCAGGAGCUGAUCGCGGCGGCCCCGGCGAGCAGCUGGAGCUCCGGCUCCGGCGACACCACCGAAGGCAGCAGCGGAGGCAACAACUCGGCCGGCGGCGCGGCCAUGGAUCACGACGCCUGGCCUCCGACGCCCAACUCGGCCAGCAGGCGCGCCGCCCCGAGCAGAAGCAGCGGCGGCACCAACCCUCCGGUGAGCUGGAACUUCGGCGCCGCCUCGGCGCUGCCAGGCAGCGACGGCGUGCUGGCGGAGGCCGCCCGCACGCGCCGCCUGCCGGAGAUAGUGUGCGUGUCACCGCUGACGAGGAGAACCGGCGUAAAGGGCACCGGAUCCAUGUCCGCGCCGUACGCUCAGGACCACAUCAUCGCGGAGCGGAAGCGGCGGGAGAAGAUCAACCAACGCUUCAUCGAGCUCUCCACCGUGAUCCCCGGCCUCAAGAAGAUGGACAAGGCGACGAUCCUCUCUGACGCGACCAAGUACGUGAAGGAGCUCCAAGAAAAGCUCAAAGACCUGGAGGCUGGCGGCAGCAACGGCCACAGGAGCAUCGAGACCGUGGUGGUCGUCAAGAGGCCAUGCCUCCAUGCUCCAGCAGUGCCCGACGACGAUGGCUCCCCGCUGUCAGCGUCAUCAGGCACGCCGGCGGAGAGGAAACAGCUGCCGGAGAUCGAGGCCCGGUUCUCGGAGAAGAGCGUGAUGGUGAGGAUCACCUGCGAGAACGGCAAGGGGGUGGCCGUGAAGGUGCUCACCGAGGUCGAGGAGCUCCGCCUCAGUAUCAUCCACGCCAAUGUCAUGCCAUUCCCGGCGGGCACGCUGAUCAUAACCAUCACAGCAAAGGUGGAGGAGGGGUUCACCGUAACUGCAGAGGAGAUCGUUGGCAGACUCAAUUCUGCGCUACUGAUGAGGAAACAGAAAACUAGUUAAAGACUUGAGCCUGCAUAUACAUAAAUAUCUACGGCUCUGCGAAAAGUAUAGUCCGAUGGCAAAAAGUAUAUGUAUAUGAUAUGCUUGCUGAGUGUUUCUCUGUUUUUUUUUUGUAAAAAUUUACGGCUUGAGCUUAUUCUUUUUCCAUUGGCGCGAUGUCCCUUCACGUAGCGUGCAUGCGACAGAGACGAGGAUUUCUGCACCACAUAUGUUUGCAGUUUGGCGCCACGUAUGCAUCAACAUCCAUGCAGGUGGGUCAGAUUGGUCGCUUCAAUUCAGAAGAAAUAAGGUGGGCAUAUGUACCAGCAAGUGCUUUACAAGUUGUCAAGUUGAUUUGAACCAAGCUUAGCUCAAUGCUGUGUGUACGUGUGUGUAUAUAUAUGUGCGCGCUACUAUCACUGUUCA
Messenger RNA from Setaria italica (foxtail millet), 1586 nucleotides. RefSeq names its product transcription factor bHLH18. Lineage: Eukaryota; Viridiplantae; Streptophyta; Magnoliopsida; Poales; Poaceae. The record is from RefSeq and is a predicted model, not a curated record. The coding region runs from base 105 to 1181 and encodes 358 amino acids. Gene Ontology annotation, molecular function: protein dimerization activity. The transcript has 3 exons.